Plodia interpunctella (Indianmeal moth) is the source of this 2402-nucleotide messenger RNA. RefSeq lists its product as uncharacterized. The record is from RefSeq and is a predicted model, not a curated record. Gene Ontology annotation, molecular function: G protein-coupled receptor activity. Gene Ontology annotation, biological process: positive regulation of cytosolic calcium ion concentration; inflammatory response; adenylate cyclase-activating G protein-coupled receptor signaling pathway. Bases 197 to 1402 code for a protein of 401 amino acids. The transcript is spliced from 8 exons. Lineage: Eukaryota; Metazoa; Arthropoda; Insecta; Lepidoptera; Pyralidae. Gene Ontology annotation, cellular component: plasma membrane.
UCGGAAUUCGCCCGCCGGACGCUCGUGCGUCGCGCGAUUCGUAGCCGUGGGACGCGACUCUUUACGCAUGUGAAAAAGAAGAAUAUUAUAUAGUAGGUGGCCAGUGUUUUGGUGGAAUGUGAAUGUUUUUUUUUGCUGAUGCAGUACAAUGCGACAAGAUAAAAAGCAUCUGUAAUAAAAACAAAAACACAUCACAAUGGGUUUCGAAACCACCGCACUGCCGCUGAUAAAUGAAAUCUACCGAAAUUUAACCAAUAAAGUAGACAACUCCAGUCAAACUGACGUGGUCAGCGCAAGAGGACCACAUCCGAAGGUUUUCCACCUCUUCGUGUUGGUUGUCUAUGCUUUUGGUAUAAUUGGCAAUGCGGCAGCCAUCAUAGCAUUAAGGAGAGGAGAAAGAAGAGUCAGGAAUAGAAAGCAUCUUCUCUUGUUGACUUCUUUGGCAGCUAAUGACUUGGUAGCUUUGGUGGGCAUGAUGAGUUCGAUGGUGGUGGGCGAGCUGGUGCCAGGAGCAAAGGAGACCCAAAUGUUCUGCGCGAUCAGAGUGGUGCUUCGGGUGUUCGGGAUCGGGAGCGUCUGCAUUGCUGUCACGAUGGCGCUCGAGCGGUACCUGGCUCUGACCAGGCCGUUCCUGUACCAGAAGCAAGUCACAUACUACGUGAUCCGUCUGACGCUGCUCAUCACGUGGUUCUGGGCGGCCGUGCUGACCUGCGCCCCCAUCCUGGGUCUGGGGCUCUACUACAACGGCAAGUGUGUGCGGUACCGCAACGCUGUCAACAGCGUCGACAUUGUUUAUGCCAUCUUUUAUGUUAUCUUUGGCACGUUUCUCUGCGUGAUCCUGGUGUACUGCAACCUGGCCGUCAUCAGAGCCCUGUACGCCAUCACCGCGCCCAGGGCUGGUGAUGAGCCCGUGGUCCGUAGGGUGUCAAAAAGCAGCUGCCGCCAACGGGAGCGCAGCAUGACGUCUGGCAACAACCUUCACAUGCACCACAACGCGGCGACGGCUGAGGAAGUAGCCUUCAGUAGACUGAUGGCCACAUUAUCAGUUCUGUUCAUGAUCUGUUGGCUGCCGCAGAUGGUGACGUCAGCCCUCUUCCUCGGCCUAGGCCCGCCGUACUGGGCCAAGCUGGAAGUGCUGAGCAAACUGUCAGACAUGCUGAUGCUACUCAACUACGUGCUCAACCCUAUUCUCUACGUCCUCAUGCGCCAGCGCACUACGAUAUGCCAGGCGAUCGCACACUGCUUCAAGAGGAGUCACAAGACAUCGACUGAGUCGAUGACAAUGAAAACCUCGUGCUGCCCGCAAGAGACGCUUGUUGUGAGCGACAGUUCUGGAGAAAUGCGGCCACUCCGACCUAUUCCUUCCAACUGCCCACCAGGCCCCCAUCUACUCGACGAAUGACGAAAACCUUUCUUUACACGAUGCAGUGGACAAUGUCAUCGAAAAAAAAAUGUUUCGAAAGAUUAGAAGAAAAACUUUUUUUUUCUUUUCUUCUUUGUGGCAAUCAAAAAGAAAAACUUAGCCAAAAUGUUGAAUUUGGCGGGAUUUUUAAUGUUCGGAUACACUCUCGUAAACUCGCGAAUAGGUGUUAAUUUAUGUAAAUAAUCGAUUAUGUCUUCAUAAAAAUAUAUUUGAGUACUUACUAAUACCUAUUAGAGGUAUUUUAUAAGUAACAAUUAAAUAGAGAAUAACAAAUUGAAUCUUAUUUAUGUGUAUAAAAUGAUUCAGAGUUAUUAAGAUUUUUCAUUUACAAAUUUAGGUAAUGAUUAUAACAGAGUUAAUAAGUACAAUGAACCAAAGAUACAAACGUAGAUAAUAAUACCCUACAAUUAGUUUACAUUGUUAUAAUUAUAACACAUGGUGCCAUACUACCACAAAAGUUACCGUUAGAUUACAUGACAUUAGCAUGACAUGCAAUUAUUUACAUAACAUAAAAUAAAGACAUUUAAAUUUAGUUAUAUCUAUUUAUAAGUAUCUUACUUUAUAAGAAUAUUUUAAAAACAUUUGUUACACAUGUUGUGAAAAAAGAUCAGUCGCUUAUUAUUAAAAAUAGAAAUAUACCUAAGUAAAAUACCAGCAGCAUAAUAAACUAUUUUCAUAAAAUUAUUUCAUUUGAACACACUGAUCAUUGAAUAUAAAACACAGGAUGCUGAUGAACACUCUUAAAGCUUUAAUUAAAUGUUCUCUAAAAGAUUAGUUAUACCUAUUUUAUUACAUAAGAAUGAAGAAACUUAUCAUAUUUUAUUAAACUAAUUUAAUUUUGUGCCUUAUGCACAAAAGUUUUAAAAGAUUUUAGGUAUAUGUAUAUCUAGUUAAGAAUUUAGUUAUAUUACCGUUUACCUUAGUGAUCAUCGAUGUAUUGAUGUACUAAUAGUUAUACUUCAAUAAAUUUUGGACAUGA